CUGUUCCAAGAAAUCAAAUCUCGUCAGGCGGAGUUCAUGAAAGCGUUCAAUUCUGGCGACGCAGCCGGAGCUGCCGCUCUGUACGAUCCGGAAGGGUAUUUCAUGCCUAACGGCAUUGAUCCAGUAAAAGGGCGAGCAGGUAGUUUUUUGCUCACUUGA
Messenger RNA from Gongylonema pulchrum, 159 nucleotides. The record is from the annotation of a GenBank genome assembly. Lineage: Eukaryota; Metazoa; Nematoda; Chromadorea; Rhabditida; Gongylonematidae.